AAGACUCACCAGUUUAGAGCGUGAGAACAGCAGAGAUACACAGAAGCAGCACGAUGGCUGAAUUCAGAUGGAUUAAAACAAAUUUAUUUUUCGUCCUGGUGCUUCAGUUUACAGCAGCAGCAACUGGACAGCAGCCCUUCUUAACUGUCAGAGCUGGAGAUGAUGUCACUUUGUCUUGUGAAAAUAAGGCAGAUGAUCAGGUUAACUGUGACGGUACUACAUGGCUCUUCCGUCAACGACUAACCUCACAAACAGAGCUGGUUAAUCAUGGGCAGCUUGUUGAAAACGCUAAAUCAGACAGACUGAAUAUUACAGAGAAAUGUUCUCUGGUUAUGAAGAAGGUCACAGAUGAGGAUGCUGGUUAUUACAGCUGCAUACAGGACCACAAAUCAGAGCAACAAAGUUUUUUCCGUGGGUAUGAAAUGUCUGUUCUUAGGAUGACUGAACAGAAAGACACUGAUGAGGUGACAUUAAACUGCUCUGUGAGGACAGAUGAUCGAUGUAUACACACAGUGAAGUGGCUGUUUCAGGGUCAAGAUGUUGAUAAAGACAACAAGGACAUAAAGACAUCACAGUCUCUCUGCUCUGCCUCUGUGACCUUUCUGACUUCUCUCUACAUUUACAUAUCAAGAUAUAAGUUAUUUACAUGUGCAGUGACUGAUGGUGACAAAGUGCAGGUGUUUCCCUUCAGAUCUCAAUCCUCAGGUGAGGACACAACAACAGCAUCAACAGCAACAACAACAACAACUGAAAAUAACACAACAGCAGCUUGUACAGCUUAUUGGUCUGCUCUGGACUACAUCAUGUUGGUGAUGCGUGUGGCUGAACUCCUCCUAAUAACUGUGAUUACUGUUCUUCUCAUCAGAGCUCCAGGGAACCAGAGACCACCUGAUGACAACACUGUGCAUCAUGAUGGCACAGUAAAAUAUGAAAGCAAUGGAGACCCUUCUGUUUCUGCCAGAUUCCACUGCGAAACGAUCUAUAAAGAUAGAAAAACGGAACAGAGGGUGAACACAGGUAUACGCAGGCAGACGGACGCCCCAGAACAGCAGAGAAUACAUAGAAGAGGCACGAUGGCUGAAUUCAGAUGGAUUAAAACAUCUUUGCUUCUGAUACUAGUGCUUCAGUUCACAGCAACACUUGGGCAGUACACCUCCUUCAUUGUCAGAGUUGGAGAUGAGGUCACUUUGCCGCGUAGGCCUCACAAUAAGGCAAAAGAUCAGGAUAAAUGUGGCAGUACUACCUGGUCCUUCAGUUCAAGAUACUCAAAAGGAGACCUGGUUUUUCAUGGACAGAUACAUGAAAACACAAAAGCAGACAGACUGAGUGUUACAGCAAACUGCUCUCUGGUUAUAAAGAAGGUCACAGCUGAGGAUGCUGGUCAGUACACCUGCCAACACAAAUCAGGAACAAAUCAGGUUCAUCUGUCUGUUGUUACCAUGACUGAAUAUCGGGACACUGAUGAGGUGACAUUAACCUGCUCAGUGUCACCAUAUGGCGAGUGUGAACACACAGUGACGUGGCUGAAUGAGGAUGAAGAUAACAAAGAUAUGAUGACGUCACCGUCUGACUGCUCAGCCAGUGUGACGACUUCUCUUUCUGAGUCAAAGCAUCAUGAGUUUUUCAAGUGUGAAGUCACUGAUGAUAUCAGCAGAAACACUAAGCAGUUCAUCUAUUUGGACUCAGACGAGAAAACAGGGGAGGAUGAAAAAACAUCUACAAGUAAGCCAACAACAACAACAACAGCAACUAAACCACCAGCAACAACAACACCAACUAAACCACCGCCACAAAAAAAGCAACUAAACCAAACAACUAAACCACCAGCAACAACAACACCAACUAAACCACCGGCAACAACAACACCAACUAAACCACCAGCAACAACAACAGCAACUAAACCAAAGUCAACAGUUACAGACAAUACAAUAUCAACAGACAAUAAUACUCUAGCUCAAGGACAAGGUUGGUGGUGGUUCAUUAUUUUGCCCGUGGUUUUAGCAGCGUUGUUUGUCGUGGUGCUCAUCAGAUGGAAGAGAAGUAAAGGAAACGAAACGCAAAUGGACGCAAACACUGCUGAUCCUGAGGAUGGUGUUUCUUACACCUCUGUCAGUUUCACCAAGACGACCAACAGCAAAGCCCAGGUUCAAGGAAAUGUUGGUGACGAUGAAGGUGAUGCAGUGACCUACAGCACCGUGAAAGCUUCCUCUUCUGCUUGAACCUUCGUUGAUUUCAGCAACUUCUACGCCACCGCCAGCCAACCAAACAUAAAUCUGACACACAGUUCUCCAGGCUGCAUGUAUCCGAACGAGCAUGCCUUGAAACAGUAGAUGAAUCUUGCAGGUCCACUAGACCUGCUGUUACCCAUCAUAGCUUUUUUUGCAAAGGUUUGCAGAAACAUUCGCGUGUAUCUUCAGAAAAUAAUAAUAUAGUGGUAAUAGUACAUUACACAUCCUUUCAAUGUGGCUUUCUAGCUUAGCAUGUUGUUAGCUGAUGGUGCUAGCUGGUUAUGUUGUAGGCAGAAGUUUGUCCGUUGGUUGCUUUGUUGCUUGCGAAGGUGAAGAAGCUGAGGAAGUUUGUUUGGUUCAAAGGGUCAAGCAGCCUGCUACCAAUGAAUGCAACUUGCUAGGUAGCUUAACGUGGUGAUACAGGACAGAUAUGUAGCCUGAUUCAGAGGGCACAGUGUGAAGGUACAGGUAAAAGGGGAUGAGGUGGUUCUGUUGAGCUCUCUCAGUGUUGUGAGUCCAUCUCAAUUAUACAUCAGUUAUUUAGAUGGACUAAGGAGACUUGCCUGCACUCUUACACUCACGCAAGUUCAUGUUGAAACCAUGCUCCUCUUUGUUCUCUACAAGAUCUUCCUCAGGGUCCUGUACAUAGAAAGCUGGAGACCUCCUUUGUGCCCUGCAGUUCAGGAUUUUUGUCUUGCAGCUGAGUAUUUUUGCCUGAGUGUGCACAGUUGCUCCCUCUUCUGUAGAAAUGUGAAUUGAUGUUUUAUGAUCAUACAAGGAAAAGUUUCUAAUAUCAGAGAUGUUGCUAAAUAGUGAGUAGGCCUAUUGGUAAGAUUAGUGGAACCAAUUAAACAGUGAUUGUGACUGGCAGUCAGAUGAAACUGCCUAAUAAGCCAGUUAGACCAGCCAUUGCCACCUAGCUUAGGUAGAUACAGUGUAGAUAUAAGGUCAUGUCAAGUCUGCUUGUGUGAGAGCAGAAUUUAAAGGCAACUUAAAGAUAAGUUGGAUCAAUAAUAAUGGAUGAUAUCUUUAAAUAUUCUUAUUGUCAUUUUGUCUAUUUUCUUGGCUGUUGCAGUAAUUUGUCUUUCUGUGAUUGUUGUUAUGCACCAAAAUACUAAGGCAAACUCCUUGUAUGUGGAACCAUAGUUGCCAACUCUCAUGCAUUCGCCAUGAGAGUCACGCAGUUGGUUGAUUUCCCACGGUCUUACGCCACACCUCCCAUUUCUCACUUGAAAAAAACCUUACAUAACUAGGCUACUACUACAUACAAUGACCAAUGACCUGGCAGUAAGAAGGGGAAGAAGAAAUAUUUCAAGUCUUGCAUUUCUGACCUCCAGGUAUGUUGGCAUGUGUGUGUUGUGAAGUAGUUAGUGCUGAGCUUUUAAAUCUUAUAUCUAGGGGCAUGGGUAGCGUAGUGCAUAGUGGCCCAUAUACAGAGUCUUGUUGCAACAGUCAUGGGUUUGACUCCGACCUACAACCAUUUUCUGCAUGUCAUCCUCCCAUUCUCUCUUUCCGCAUUUCACUCUGUCCUAUCCAUUAAAGGCGAAAAAGAAAAAAGAAAAAACUUUACAUUUAGUUUCUUAUAUGUGUUGUGAGAGCAUGUGGAGAGUUUUGUAAAUGUCAAAAAUGCUAAAUUAGCAGCAAAGAGUACUUUAUGUUAGCAGCUAAAUUAAGAUAGUAGCCUAUUGCUGUAGCAGCCAUCCUUUCAAGCAGCUGGGCAGAGAUAGAGAUAGGCGAAAAAUUCCGCUGUCAUAAAUUUUGGGCGCUAACUGAGCAUAUGCUCAUUGAUGGACAUAUUUAGCAGAAUUGAGCCAUUGUUUGCUUAUGUGAUUGAAAUUAUGUGAUUGGAAUUGCACUUACGAGUUCAUGUGGUAGUCACCACACUAAAAUGGUGUAAAACAAGGCAAAUUAGAAACAUGAUUCAUGACAGUUGCAAGAGACAAAUUUAUAUUAAUAUUGACACAGCAUUUAUUUUUUAAUAUAAAUUUAUGUCCGUGUAAUAGGCCACAUUAUGUUAAAUGAAGGUUUUGUGGUUACCAGUUGUAUUUGGUAAAGAAAAGAAAAAUGAAGUAUUAAAACAUUAUUGUCUGUAAUAUUGAUAGGUAAUAAUGUGUAGGCCUAAACGACAAAACUGUGGUCGGCCCUGCUGAAUCUCACUCCAAGGUUUUGAAAAGUUGACAGCCCUGUGGAACCCUACAUGGCAAUAAACCUGAUUCGGAUUUCUUUUAAACAAAGGUGACUUUUCUUUAUUUUAUGUUUAUUUUUAUAAUUUCCAGACUAAUUGCUGUUAGUACUUGUUGUCCAAAAGUGUUUGUAGUAAGAAAAGACAAUGUAAAAAGUACAAGUAAUAACUAAACAUUCGUGUCCUGUUUAAAAAUAAAUGAG
This is a messenger RNA of Epinephelus moara (kelp grouper), 4613 nucleotides long. RefSeq lists its product as uncharacterized. Gene Ontology annotation, molecular function: MHC class II protein binding; protein tyrosine kinase binding. Gene Ontology annotation, biological process: interleukin-15-mediated signaling pathway; T cell activation; positive regulation of ERK1 and ERK2 cascade. Bases 54 to 2219 code for a protein of 721 amino acids. The transcript has 17 exons. The record is from RefSeq and is a predicted model, not a curated record. Gene Ontology annotation, cellular component: membrane raft; external side of plasma membrane. Lineage: Eukaryota; Metazoa; Chordata; Actinopteri; Perciformes; Serranidae.